AGAAAGCGCCGACUGGCCUUUGAGGUUUGUGUCAAUGGGUAGCAAAAAUCUGCGAUUUUGAUCGGAAAACAGAAACUAAGGUGACGGGGAAAACACUUUAAUGACCGCCGGGAGAUAGGUACUUAAUAAGCAGGGCCAAGAUGGAUGACAUCAACCUACACUACAGGUUUCUGAACUGGCGACGACGGAUACGAGAGAUCAGGGAGGUGCGGGCAGUGCGCUACCAGGAGCGCUACAAGAGAAUGCUGAAGGAUGGAGACACCCUCAGUUACCAGGGGAACUCCGAUGAAGUGGGCUGCUACGUGGCGCCCCGGCCCCUGUCGAAGGGGAACUGCUACUUUGAGGUGACCAUAAUGGACACAGGGGUGAGGGGGACAAUCGCCGUGGGCCUGGUGCCACAGCAUUACAAACUGGACCACCAGCCUGGGUGGCUCCCAUACUCCAUCGCCUACCACGCUGACGAUGGCAAACUCUACAAUGGCAAUACUGUGGGCCAACAGUUUGGGCCCAAAUGCAGCCGCGGGGACAGGAUUGGUUGCGGGAUUUACUUGGACUCUUUUGACGCUGGUCUGACGACUGUCUUCUUCACCAAGAAUGGCAAAGAGGUGGGCUCGGUGGUGUUCCCGGCCUCACCGGACGGGCUCUACCCCGCCAUUGGGAUGCACUCACUAGGGGAAGAGGUGCGGCUGGACCUGCAGGCGGAGUGGGGGGCGGACGAGGACGACAGCGUGAUGAUGGUGGACAGCCACGAGGAUGAGUGGGGGCGGCUGCAUGACGUGAGAGCCACUGGCACGCUGCUGGAGUACAUGGGCAAGGGGAAAAGCAUUAUGGACGUGGGGCUGGCUCAGGCACGCCACUCCCUCAGCACCCGCAGCCACUACUAUGAGGUGGAGAUUGUCGACGCCGGGGAGAAGUGCUACAUCGCCCUGGGCCUGGCCCGCCGGGACUACCCCAAGAACAGACACCCAGGAUGGAGCCGAGGGUCGGUGGCGUACCAUGCUGAUGAUGGGAAGAUCUUCCAUGGCAGCGGAGUCGGGGACCCCUUCGGCCCACGCUGCUUUGAGGGCGACAUCAUGGGCUGCGGGAUCAUGUUCCCACGGGACUACAUCCUGGAUAGUGAUGAUGACAGUGACGAGGGGGACUUCUUUGAGGUGCGGCCCAAGCAGAGACGGGUCCAGAAUGUUCUCUACCUGAAUGAUGAAGAUGAAGAGGAGGAGGGAGAGGACAUGGAACAGGAGCAUGAAGGCAGGAAGGUCAUGGUGUUCUUCACCCGUAAUGGGAAGAUCAUCGGGAAGCGGGAGGCGGUGGUCCCGGCGGGGGGGUUCUACCCCACCAUCGGGAUGCUGAGCAGUGGGGAGAAAGUGAAGGUGGACCUGCACCCCCUGAGCGGAUGAGCGGGGGCCCACACUCUGAGACUGUCUGGGCACAGGGGCGAGGCCAGGCCUUACCACACCUUCCCCCCUCCCUCCCUCACACAUCCAGCCUCUACUCUGCCCAAAAUGAUCAAAAUGACACUUUUUAUUAUACAUUUCCUUUAAAGCUUACAACAGAAGUUAAGUUAUUCUAUUUUUACUAAUUUUUUUAGCUAGGCUUGGCACAGAAGGCAUGGCAAAUUUGUAUAUCAGAGCAUCAAAAUCUAAAAACCCAAGUGAAUGGAUUAGAUAUGUAGCAGCAGAAACCCUGCUGGCAGUGGCUGCUAUGGCCACCAGGGGGGCCCAUUUCUCCAUGAUGGUUAAAUACAAUACAUUCUCGUGCUGCUCAGUGGUGGUUAUCGGUGAAAAUGAAAGUCUUCAAGAGCCUGUGGUUCUUCCUGCUUUAUACUGUCUAAAUGGUUAUGUUUAAGGGCUUGUUAGCAAACAGAAAAAAACAAAUGGUAAAACUGAGACUUAUAAACUGUACAUAGAUAAUAGUCCAUUUUUUAAUGUUAUUACUUGAAUAUAAACCUAACUGCAAGAUAUCACUGUGGUGCAAAGCAUGUGGUUCCAUAGGCAUGUUUGAAUAUUGUGCUGGUUGUGCACAGCAGGUUGUCCUUAGAGCUCAAUUAAAGCUGUUGGUAGGUGAGGCAGGUGGUGUUAGUCUGAACCGCUAAUUCCCUGCUAGCGUUGCAUGCUUCCAUUUCUUUUGUUCAAAGGAAUUACAGGAGUGUGGCUCGCGAGGUAAGGGCUGCAGAACCGGAACCACAUUUUCCGUGAGUCCCUGUGCCUCUGAAUGUGAAUCUGGCGCCCUCCAGUUCGUUUCAGCCAGCACAGCGUGCUGCUGUCAUCUUGUUCCUCUCAAAGGUGCGUUUCACCACCAUACAAGCUCUGUCCCUCGUGCAGCUGUCAGAAACCAUGCCCACUAGUGGUGAGAAGAAAGAUCAGUCCUGCUGUUGUUAACACUGAAUUGUUUUUUAACAGGCAGAGUGACUGAAUCGCGCUUUCAUUCAGAUAGGACUAGCAUGAAAUCUGAAUAUUAAUUUUGCUGUAACAUUUGUAGUCACAACACGGGUAGUAAUUCCUGAGGGGCAAAGAGAAGGGCCCCCAUUCAAGAACUCCUUGGAAGUGCCAACAAGUGCACCUCGCCAACCUGUAGCAGGUUGAUCAGCGGCCAUUUUACAGGGCUCUGCCUCAUGAAACCGCUACUUCUAAGCAACUCUAGCGAGAGCUCUCUAACCCAUCCCUAGCAGAGUCUUAGUCCAGCCACCUCCAGUGUUUCCAGGCUAUCCAUAACAUUAACAAUAAUGCUAUUGCGUUUUUAGCGGCAACACGUGACAGAGCAGAGAAGUCAGGAAUCUCUGGUCUGUGUGGUUUACUCGCACUGAAGGAUCCGUAGCAUUUGUAGGGUGGCACGCUCUCCUCUUCCUCAAUACCAAUCGGCCUCACAAACGCAUAUUAUUUGUACACAGACGGCUAAAAGCCAAAACCACACGCCAUAUGCUGUUGUCACAAGCACUUUACAGAUGUGGACUCCCAACAGCCACUGAGCCAGAGGUUGUCGCGGGUCUCGGAUCAGCGCGUUUGGGUCGAUUUCAGGGAAAGCCUCCUGUCUGAAUUGAAGGGUAGACCAUUACCAUCUUUUAACCUUUUUGUUUUUCUUAAUUAAUAAAAACGAGUUAGAAUUGAGUUAAACAUUUGAAACAAGUUUGGUUACGUGUUCAUCACUUUUCCUUUUAGUAGUUAUAACUGCCCCGUUGCGGUUUCUGUAUCCUGUUCUUUUGAAAGGCUAAUAAAGAGGAAGUUAUUAACUGCGUUUGUGUUGAGCGUGAUGGUGACGCAGGUCACGCCCCUGUGGAUGUGGGGCUGCCUCUCCAUCACUGGAGGACGGAUGGCCUGUCCUCUUAUUGCAUAGUUGUUAGUAACAGGGCAUGUCUGAAACAGUGGUAUUCUUCCAUGGAGGGGUGCAUUUAUUUAUUACACGCUUACAGGCAGGGGAGAUGCCACAGAAGGACACUAUCGUCUGGAGUGAGAUUUGCAAUGAUAUAGACAACAAUCAUUAGUUUUAUAUAACAAAGUAUAUCUCAAGGGAUAUUUGCAAUGUAAUUAGCAUCUACAUCAGAUUACACAUACUUAGCAAUAUAUGCAACCCAAGUCUGUGCCUAUAUGGCUGAUACAUUGGUGCCUUCUUGUGGUAAAAUUUAAGCAUCUUGCACUGGGGUGAAUUUCAACAUGCACUUUCCUCUGAUUGGUCAGGUGAGGUUCCAUGUGACACACCUGGACAAAUCGUAUAUGAGGGGAAGAAAUGGCAUACCCUGCUUUGGGUACUUUCUGCCCUUGACAACAGAUCUAAGAUCAUCUUGCCCACCCCCAAUCUUAACCCCAUCCCUGUACUGUUAAAUUUUGAUUAUGAUCCCGGAUCAGUUGCUGAGGACAGAAAGCGCGCACGCCAACUCUGAAUCCCACAGCUGGCCCAUGGAUGUUGGCUUUAUCAGUAUAUCAAAUCAUAAGAUUAAAUGCAGGUGCCAAGCAGCUGUCAGAGGAGGUGAGGUCAGGGGUAAGAAGGCAGCGUUCAGAUGACCAAGUGUUCUGGGUGGCAGGAUAGGUUUAGCUGUGGGGCUGCACAUCCAGUUAUGUGUUAGAAGAUGAUCUGUCAGCCCUGCCCACCAUUCAGUCAAUGGCUGUUGCUCAGUACCUCCUUUCCAGCAGCUGCACUGCUGUUAAUGUGUACAUAGAGAUGUUUAUAUCCCAAAAUAAAGCUAUUUCCAUAGAGCUUUGC
Messenger RNA from Megalops cyprinoides (Indo-Pacific tarpon), 4191 nucleotides. Its product is annotated as SPRY domain-containing protein 3-like. NCBI's taxonomy places the organism in Eukaryota, Metazoa, Chordata, Actinopteri, Elopiformes, Megalopidae. The transcript has 11 exons. The record is from RefSeq and is a predicted model, not a curated record. The coding region runs from base 141 to 1394 and encodes 417 amino acids. Gene Ontology annotation, molecular function: protein binding.